AUGAUCAGAGAGGAAGGAGGCAAGGGAGGAAGGGAAGUCCUCUCCCUCGCUCAAGGAAUCGUGCACUGGAAGCCUCCCCCCUCCGCCUGCGAAGCAGCAAUGCGGGGUAUAGCCGAGGAGGACACUCAUCGCUAUGGACCUGACGGAGGGAUCAACGGGCUCGUCGAUUUGAUGAGAGACAAGAUACGGAAUGAGAACCACCUUGUAAGCUCGUCGGUGAUGAUCACGGCGGGGUCGAAUCAGGCGUACAUGAACGUCGUGCUAACGCUGCUGGAUGAAGGAGACACAUCAUUGCUGCUGAUCCCAUACUACUUCAACCACUUGAUGGCGCUGCAGAUGACAGGGGCAAGGAUCGAGCUCGCUCCUACAACUAAAACUUUGCAACCUGAUCUUGAUUGGUUGAGACAAAGACUAGGGGACGUAGACAAACCAAAAGUGAAGGAGCUCAGAAGCCUCUGCGCCUCCUCCUCCGUGUGGCUGGUCUGCGACACCGGGUACGAGUACGAGAACGUGCCGCAUGCUUGCGUGGAGGGAGAAAACGUCCUCAACCUGUUUUCCUUCUCCAAGAGCUACGGGAUGAUGGGAUGGAGGGUCGGGUGUGUGGCGAUGCCGCUGGGAGUGGAGGAAGAGAUGCUCAAGGCACAAGACACGAUACCGAUCUGCCCUCCCAUCCUCUCGCAGAAGGCGGCGGCGGGAGCGAUGGAAGCUGGAAGGAAGUGGGUGAAGGAGAAGGUGCGGGGACUUUGGAGGACGAAGAAAAGGAUGAGGGGGAUGCUGGUCGAAUGUUUGGGGGAGGAAGCUGUGCUAGGAGGAAGCGGCGCUAUCUACUUGAUGGUCAAGCUGCCUGAGUCGAUGGAGGAGGACGAGAAGGCGGUGGAAUGGCUUGUAAAGAAGCACCAGGUUUGCGUCAUCCCUGGGUCAGCGUGCGGAUUUCGAGGGCACGUGAGGGUCUGCUACUCGAACCUGAGCGAGGAACGAUGCGAGGAAGCGAUCAAGAGGCUAAGGAGCGGACUCGAGGAGAUGAAGAGCCUGGAGGGAGGGAAAGGAGCUUGA
Guillardia theta CCMP2712 is the source of this 1053-nucleotide messenger RNA. RefSeq lists its product as hypothetical. The transcript has 9 exons. Gene Ontology annotation, biological process: biosynthetic process. Bases 1 to 1053 code for a protein of 350 amino acids. The record is from RefSeq and is a predicted model, not a curated record. Gene Ontology annotation, molecular function: catalytic activity; pyridoxal phosphate binding. Lineage: Eukaryota; Cryptophyceae; Pyrenomonadales; Geminigeraceae.